GCACAUUCAAUUCUACAUUAUCAUCUUCACAUAUAAUAUUCAGUUCGGAACAAUCAUCAAAUUACAAUCAGAAUAGACUGCUAUCAACUACAACCUUAUAAUGGUCAAUAUGGCAAGAAUGCAAAAAACGACCUUUAUCGUGUUGUCUGAUACACACGACUACCAAUUUGGCGACAAUGCAUCAAGCAAGUUACAGCUCCCCGUUCCAAAAGUCGAUGUUCUUCUCCACUGCGGAGACUUAACACAAGUUGGAGGAAUUCCCGCCUUCAAGAAAGCACUUAAAAUGCUCAGCAACUUUGAUGCAGAGCUUAAACUAGUUAUCGCAGGAAAUCAUGAUUUGGAGCUUGAUGAAGGAUGGUGCAAAGCACACAUUGAGGAAGACGAGGACUAUCUUGACGACCAUGCACGGGCCAUGGAGGUAAUGAAGGGGCAAUUAGCGAAAGAAGCGGGGGUGACUUAUCUGGAGGAGGGAACACACACUUUCAAUCUUCAAAGUGGUGCAACAUUCAAGAUCUAUGCUUCUCCAUACCAACCCGAAUUCAAUGAUUAUGCAUUCCCUUAUCAACGUAAUGAAGAUCGAUUUAAUGCAUCUGGGAAAACUGCAGAGGGUGUAAUUUCGAUUGCUGAGAAUCCUAUCCCAGCUGGUGUAGAUAUUGUCAUGACCCACGGACCACCAAAGGGCUUUCGUGACGAGAACCUGGGCUGCGAGAACAUCCUUCGCGCGGUCCAACGUGCGAAGCCUUUGAUGCAUUGCUUUGGUCAUAUUCAUGAGGGAUAUGGUGCCAAUAAAAUCGUGUGGGAUGAUGCGAGAAAAGCAGAGGAUGACUUAAUCAACGAGUAUCCACAGGCUAUGAACUUGCAUGUUGAGUCUGGCAAAGAAACACUGAUGGUUAAUGCGGCGAUUCUGGAUGGGGAACAUCAGCCUACCAAUGCUCCCUGGAUUAUCAGUUUGGAAUUGCCUUAUUUUUAAGCAAACACCUCCCGCGCCGGCUACACAUAUCGAUGAUGAUCGUAUAGAACGGUGUCUCUGAAGAGAAUGACUGAGUCAUCUGGAGCUACGCAACAAAUACAUUCAUUUCAACUCUACGAAUGAAUCAAUCUUGUUUCUCUCACUAUCAGAAAGUUCAUAUCUCAUCUAUACGUCAUUAUAACAACCAAAAAGAAUCCUUUUUCCUUCUUUCUAUCCUCCUCGCUAGAAGUCAAAAUAAUAUAAUUUAUAAUGUUUAUAUCA
Molecule: messenger RNA, 1231 nt
Organism: Botrytis cinerea B05.10
Lineage: Eukaryota; Fungi; Ascomycota; Leotiomycetes; Helotiales; Sclerotiniaceae
Exons: 2
Coding region: 101-970 (289 amino acids)
Molecular function (GO): hydrolase activity
Source: RefSeq, a predicted model, not a curated record